Molecule: messenger RNA, 1152 nt
Organism: Aethina tumida (small hive beetle)
Lineage: Eukaryota; Metazoa; Arthropoda; Insecta; Coleoptera; Nitidulidae
Product: nucleoside diphosphate kinase 7-like
Exons: 1
Coding region: 1-1152 (383 amino acids)
Biological process (GO): CTP biosynthetic process; GTP biosynthetic process; UTP biosynthetic process
Cellular component (GO): centrosome
Molecular function (GO): nucleoside diphosphate kinase activity
Source: RefSeq, a predicted model, not a curated record
AUGGAUCGACUCAACCCGGAAGACUACCACUUCAACGACAGACUCUCCUUCCAUACGAUGUGGUACGAUGCGAACUCGCUUCAAAAACAAUUACUUCUCAAUUUCUACCCCUGUGAUGGCACGACGGAAUUAAUCGAUACGCAAACAAAUCGCACGUUUUUAAGACGUGCAACUUUGGACGGUGUCGGACUUAAAGACAUGUUCCUGGGUAACGAAAUUCGAGUGUACAGCAGGCAAAUUAAGAUUGUGGAUUAUGCGGAUGACCGAACUGCCCGAUACGUUUCCAAAUCGAACGAACACACCGUGGCUGUGGUAAAGCCGGAUGCAUUUGACAUGAUCGGGGAGAUUAUUAAAGUUAUCGAGGACAACAAUUUCAGAAUAGCAAAUUUGAAGUUGUGUACUUUAACCAGAAAAGACGCAAUGGAGUUUUACGAUUAUUUAAAAGAGGAGACUUACUCGUCUUUCAUUAUGGAACACUUCAUAUCAGGCCCUAUAGUAGCCAUGGAGUUGGUCGGGGAAAACGCAGUUGGACGUUUGAACGAAAUCCUGGGGCCUGUGUGUCCUGUGGACGCACGAAAAACCAGUCCGAAUUCUCUCAGAGCAAUGUACGGUACGAACAGAGCCAUCAACGCCUUACACGGAUCGUUAUCCCAACAAAUGGCUGCCAGAGAGGCAAAAUUCUUUUUCGCAAAGUACCAUCAACAACCGGGUUUAAAUUGUCACAGUUCUGCGUGUUGCGUUAUUAAACCUCACACCAUCAAAGGUGGCAAUCUUGGUAAAAUCGUCAGCUCAAUAUUGAACUGCGGCUUUACUUUCUCCGCCAUGGAAAUGUUUUAUUUAACCAACAAGACAGCCAAUGAGUUUUUGGAGGUUUACAAAGGCGUUAUAGACGAUUACAAUGCUCUAGUUUUGAGUUUUUUGGAUGGACCAUGUGUAGCAGUGCAAAUCUUCAACGCAGAGAAGCGAGAUGUCCAUGGGGAAUUUAGAAAUAUUUGCGGGCCAUAUGAUCCAGAAGUAGCUAAGAAAAUUCGCCCAACUACUUUAAGAGCUAACUUCGGCCUUGACAAGUAUAAAAAUGCUGUUCAUUGUACAGACUUACCGGAAGAUGUUGAAAUAGAGUUAGAAUACUUCUUUAAGAUACUAAACAAUUAA